Molecule: messenger RNA, 1728 nt
Organism: Haliotis rubra (blacklip abalone)
Lineage: Eukaryota; Metazoa; Mollusca; Gastropoda; Lepetellida; Haliotidae
Product: glyoxylate/hydroxypyruvate reductase B-like
Exons: 11
Coding region: 198-1190 (330 amino acids)
Molecular function (GO): NAD binding
Source: RefSeq, a predicted model, not a curated record
UAUUUCCCCGACUGUCAGUAGACACACGUUCUGAUCGUGCAAUCUUCACACCAUAUAUCAGGCGACCUACACAGUAUAACAGGCGCUACCACGGACGCCCCCAAGUUCAGGUGUAGGUCAUCACGAGGGUCAAGGAGACGCAAGUCAAAGGUCCAGACGACAUCUGUACCAUUAUAAGUGCUACAGUUCCAGACGACAUGUCUUCGCCAAAGGUAGCCAUCUUUUAUAACAACGCAGAAAUAAUCGACGUCAUUAAACAAGAACUGCCUGAUGCUGACAUUCAGAUGUUCUCAAAUCCUCCCACGGAAGAGGAGGUGGAGUCGUUCUCUCAGGUCCAGAUCAUUUUUGGGUCCCCUAGAAACCUGACGGAUGUCAUUCCAAGAUGCCCCAACUUAAAAUGGAUCCAGUCUGGAGCAGCAGGCGUGGACAAGAUACUGAAGAGUUUAUCAGAUGACAAGGUAAACGCAAAGAUUAUUGUCACCCGCAACGGAGAGACAUUUGCCAAACCACUGGCCGAGCACAUCAUGUGCCAGAUACUGACCACAAACAAAGGUCACUACAAAUGGUAUGACCAGCAGAAGAGGGCAGUGUAUGAGAGAGAGAACAUUCAUUCCAAACCACUGUCACAGACAUCAGUUGGGAUACUAGGACUGGGCUGUAUUGGACGUGAAGCCGCCCGAACGUGCAAGUUCUUUGGGAUGAAGGUAUGGGGCAUGACCCGGACUGAAGUACCGGAAGAUAAGAAGUCCUCAUAUGUUGACGAAUACAGGACAGAGAAUUCGUUACAUGAAAUCCUAUCUGAAUGUGAUUAUAUCGUCAACAUACUACCAUCAACUGAACAGACUCGAGGCUUGUUGUCGGGAGAUGCCUUCUCUUACUGCAAAAAUAAGAAGACUACCUUCAUCAAUGUUGGACGGGGUGAUGUGACGGAUGAAGAGAGCAUACUGAAAGCUCUCAGGAACAAGUGGUUACAGUACGCUGCACUAGAUGUCCACAACCCCGAGCCGCUGCCUGCCAGUAGCCCCUUGUGGAGCGAGCCAGGGGUCAUCAUCACACCCCACAUCUCGGGUGGCAUCAUAUUGUACCCUGGAUACCUCCGUGACAGAGCCGAGCUGUUCGUGAAACAAUAUCGCCGCUAUAUUAACAACGAACCGUUGGAAUACGUUGUUGAUUUUGAAAGAGGUUAUUGACGUCAGAGUUUAGGACGACACUUGCAGGACAGGGGGAAACCACGGAGUCGUGUCAUCCAGUGAUUGUACUCCUCCAUCAUUGCUGUGUACAAAGUACCAGGCUGUAUGAUAACAACUUAGAUUUGUAUGUAGUGAAAUACGGAGUGCUUCACGACUAAGACGGAGCAUGCUAUCGUGGACUUCUGCUAUGUAACCCAAUGCCACACCAAACCGGUGUCUACCAUGCCAGAUGGACUUUCACAAUGAUCUAUAUGUACUGUAGUGCCUAUACGUCCCCCAAACACCAACAGUACACAGCUGCAGAUAUUCUAGACCCAUGUGUGUCGUAUUCAGUCACACACAUUUUCCUCAUGGUGUGGACAACUUUACUUGAUGUAUCACACACUCAGAACAGUAGCCUUGUAUAUAGUGCGGGCCUGUUGAGUGGCGUCUAUUUCUGGUCUCUUCACUGCAGUUUGUAGGUAUCUCAAUUUAUAACAAUGCAGGGAAUACUCCUGAUGUAGCUACAUCAUUGUGUCGAGCUGACCCUCACACACCC